AUGAAAUACCUUGGCGUAUACAUCGAUAAGAAAUGGGCAUUUAACACCCACGUGAAUUACGUUGCCGAAAAGAUUUCCAAAGUAAAUCGUGCUCUGUGCGCAAUCCUACCCAACCUCAGGGGACCUAUUGAGAACAAGCGCCGGCUGUACUACUCCGUGGCAACUUCUAUUGCGCUCUAUGCCGCUCCCAUCUGGAGCGAGGAGUUUAUGGCCUCUGAGAAUAAGCAGAGACGGAUGCGCCACGCGCUCCGACUAUCAGCGUUAAGAACCAUAAUGGCUUAUCGUACUGUUUCAUACGAGGCGGCUACGCUCCUGGCCCGUGUUCCGCCUCUGCAUUUGUAUGCAGAUUUCUUGAGAAGGACAUACUUCCGACACCGAAGAAUAAAGGAGAAUGGAACGUACAAUGAGGUAUCGGCUCCGGCUGUACGCUUGGAAGAAUGGGAGGCACUACGAGUGCAAUGGCGCGCUCACAUCGCGCAGGGAAACCUCCCGGGAAGAAGAACAAGAGAGGCGAUUGGCCCCAGUUUUGAAGACUGGCUAGAUAGCAGUUCCGGCUUCCUUACUUACAGACUGACUCAGUUUCUAACAGGUCACGGGUGUUUUGGCACCUACUUAUACAAAAUUGGUAAGGAGGACACCCCAAUAUGUCGGUACUGUGAUGUGGAAGAAGACACCCCAGAGCACACCCUGGAGGUGUGCCAUUUCUGGGCUCUAGAGCGCGGUGAACUCGCUGCUGCGAUAGGUCAAAAUCUCUCUCUGGGAAACAUCGUUGCUCGGAUCUGCAACUCGAAAGAACGAUGGAACGCAUUUUCGGUUUUCGCUGAACGCGUUCUCCAGCGCAAGGAGGAAGAUGAGCGGAGGAGGCAGCAGCAAAUGGUCAUCGAUCCGGGAUAA
Messenger RNA from Temnothorax curvispinosus, 894 nucleotides. RefSeq lists its product as uncharacterized. The record is from RefSeq and is a predicted model, not a curated record. Bases 1 to 894 code for a protein of 297 amino acids. NCBI's taxonomy places the organism in Eukaryota, Metazoa, Arthropoda, Insecta, Hymenoptera, Formicidae. The transcript has a single exon.